GCAGAAGCUCAGGGCUCCCGCGUACUGGGAUUUUUUCCGACCAGAAAAAAGCUCCAGAGCUCUCCUGACCUCCUUUCUCCUCAGCGGCGAGCGGAGCCUCUCCCUCGGCGCUGCCGGCCGCGCCAUGCCGCGCUCGCGGGAACCGGAGCAGGGGCGCUGCGGCUGCCCCGCGGGGAGGGCUCGCAGUGAAGCCGGGAUUUUGGCGCUCGUGCCGGGCGCGGGGAGCCGCUGGGGCCGCCCGCCGCCGCCAACGCCGCCGCCGCUGCUGCUGCUGCUGGGCUGGGGGCUGCUCAGCGCCUCGGCCGCCGCGGGCCAGAACUGCACGUUCCAACUGCAGGGUCCCAAUGGGACCGUUGAGAGCCCAGGGUUCCCGUACGGCUACCCCAAUUAUGCCAACUGCACGUGGACCAUCACUGCGGAGGACCAGCACAGGAUCCAGCUUGUCUUCCAGUCCUUCGCCCUGGAGGAGGACUUUGAUGUCCUGUCGGUGUUUGAUGGCCCGCCCCAGCCAGAGAACCUGCGAACCAGGCUCACAGGCUUUCAGCUGCCAGCCACCAUUGUCAGUGCGGCCACCACCCUCUCUCUGCGCCUCGUCAGUGACUACGCGGUCAGCGCGCAGGGCUUCCAUGCCAGCUAUGAAGUGCUGCCCAGUCACACGUGUGGGAACCCCGGGCGGCUGCCCAAUGGCAUCCAGCAGGGCUCAACCUUCAACCUGGGCGACAAGGUCCGCUACAGCUGCAAUCCCGGCUUCUUCCUGGAGGGCCACGCUGUGCUCACCUGCCACGCUGGCUCCGACAACAGUGCCACGUGGGACUUCCCCCUGCCCUCCUGCAGAGCGGACGAUGCCUGUGGUGGGACCCUGCGGGGCCAGAGCGGCAUCAUCUCCAGCCCCCACUUCCCGUUGGAGUAUCAUAACAACGCUGACUGCACAUGGACCAUCCUGGCCGAGCUGGGAGACACCAUCGCUCUGGUCUUCAUUGACUUCCAGCUGGAGGACGGUUACGACUUUCUGGAAGUCACGGGGACCGAAGGCUCCUCCCUCUGGUUCACUGGAGCCAGCCUUCCAGCCCCUGUCAUCAGCAGCAAGAACUGGCUGCGGCUGCACUUCACGUCAGAUGGCAACCACCGGCAGCGCGGCUUCAGCGCCCAGUACCAAGUCAAGAAGCAAAUUGAGUUGAAGUCUCGAGGCGUGAAGCUGAUGCCCAGCAAAGAUAACAGCCAGAAGACAUCUGUGUGUAAGUGUCCGCCCGCUGGCCCGCCUGCCGGGCCUCUUGCUCGAGGUCAGACCCGCUGGCGCCGUGACCGUGGGGGAGAGUCAGUAACCUCCAGCUGGGAUCUUGGAGGCUGCGGGGGCCCCAAUUCCAGCUCCCAAGCCCGCAUGUGUGAUGCCCACCUGCGAGGCCCCUCGGGCAUCAUCACCUCCCCCAAUUUCCCCAUUCAGUAUGACAACAAUGCACAUUGUGUGUGGAUCAUCACAGCACUCAACCCUGCCAAGGUGAUCAAGCUGGCCUUCGAGGAGUUUGAUUUGGAGAGGGGCUAUGACACCCUGACGGUCGGGGAUGGAGGGCAGGACGGGGACCAGAAAACGGUUCUCUACACCCUGACAGGUACGUCAGUUCCGGAUCUCAUUGUCAGCACCAACCAUCAGAUGUGGCUCCUGUUCCAGACCGACAGCAGCGGCAGCUCCCUGGGAUUCAAGGCCUCUUACGAAGAGAUCGAGCAGGGCAGCUGCGGGGAUCCCGGCGUACCCGCCUAUGGCCGCAGGGAAGGCUCCCGCUUUCGCCACGGUGAUACACUCAAGUUUGAGUGCCAGCCUGCCUUUGAGCUGGUGGGGCAGAAGGCAAUCACGUGCCAAAAGAAUAACCAGUGGUCGGCUAAGAAGCCAGGCUGUGUGUUUUCCUGCUUCUUCAACUUCACCAGUCCGUCUGGGAUCGUCCUGUCGCCCAACUACCCAGAGGACUACGGCAACCACCUCCACUGUGUCUGGCUCAUCCUGGCCCGGCCGGAGAGCCGUAUCCACCUGGCCUUCAACGACAUUGACGUGGAGCCUCAGUUUGACUUCCUGGUCAUCAAGGACGGGGCCACCGCCGAGGCCCCAGUCCUCGGCACCUUCUCAGGAAACCAGCUCCCCUCCUCCAUCACCAGCAGCGGCCAUGUGGCCCGCCUCGAGUUCCAGACUGACCACUCUACAGGGAAGAGAGGCUUCAACAUCACCUUUACCACCUUCCGACACAACGAGUGCCCAGAUCCCGGCGUGCCUGUAAAUGGCAAACGGUUUGGUGACAGCCUCCAGCUAGGGAGUUCCAUCUCCUUCCUCUGUGAUGAAGGCUUCCUCGGGACGCAGGGCUCAGAGACCAUCACCUGCAUCCUGAAGGAGGGCAGCGUGGUCUGGAACAGCGCCGUGCUGCGGUGUGAAGCUCCCUGCGGUGGUCAUCUGACUUCCCCCAGUGGCACCAUCCUGUCUCCGGGCUGGCCUGGCUUCUACAAGGAUGCCCUGAACUGUGCCUGGGUGAUUGAAGCCCAGCCAGGCUACCCCAUCAAAAUCACCUUCGACAGAUUUAAAACCGAGGUCAACUAUGAUACUCUGGAAGUGCGAGAUGGACGGACAUAUUCCGCGCCCUUGAUCGGGGUUUACCACGGGACCCAGGUCCCCCAGUUCCUCAUCAGCACCAGCAACUAUCUCUACCUCCUCUUCUCCACUGACAAGAGUCACUCAGACAUCGGCUUCCAGCUCCGCUAUGAGACUAUCACGCUGCAAUCAGACCACUGUCUGGAUCCAGGGAUCCCUGUAAAUGGGCAGCGUCAUGGGAAUGACUUCUAUGUGGGCGCUCUGGUGACCUUCAGCUGCGACUCGGGCUACACAUUAAGUGAUGGAGAGCCCCUGGAAUGUGAGCCCAACUUCCAGUGGAGCCGGGCCCUGCCCAGCUGUGAAGCACUCUGUGGUGGCUUCAUUCAAGGCUCGAGUGGGACCAUCUUGUCACCAGGGUUCCCUGACUUCUACCCCAACAACUUGAACUGCACCUGGAUUAUUGAAACAUCGCAUGGCAAGGGUGUGUUCUUUACUUUCCACACCUUCCACCUGGAGAGUGGCCACGACUACCUCCUCAUCACCGAGAACGGCAGUUUCACCCAACCCCUGAGGCAGCUGACGGGUUCAAGGUUGCCAGCCCCCAUCAGCGCUGGGCUCUAUGGCAACUUCACCGCCCAGGUCCGUUUCAUCUCCGACUUCUCCAUGUCCUAUGAAGGAUUCAACAUCACCUUCUCAGAGUAUGACUUGGAGCCCUGUGAAGAGCCCGAGGUCCCCGCCUACAGCAUCCGGAAGGGCUUGCAGUUUGGCGUAGGCGACACCUUGACCUUCUCCUGCUUCCCCGGGUACCGUCUGGAGGGCACGGCCCGCAUCACGUGCCUGGGGGGCAGACGGCGCCUGUGGAGUUCGCCUCUGCCAAGGUGUGUUGCUGAGUGCGGGAAUUCAGUCACGGGCACGCAAGGCACUUUGCUGUCCCCCAAUUUUCCUGUGAACUACAAUAACAACCACGAAUGCAUCUACUCCAUCCAGACCCAGCCGGGAAAGGGGAUUCAGCUUAAAGCUAGAGCAUUCGAGCUCUCUGAAGGAGAUGUCCUCAAGGUCUAUGACGGCAACAACAACUCCGCCCGUUUGCUGGGGGUGUUCAGCCGCUCGGAGAUGAUGGGGGUGACUUUGAACAGCACAUCCAGCAGCCUGUGGCUUGAUUUCAUCACUGAUGCUGAGAAUACCAGCAAGGGCUUUGAGCUGCAGUUUUCCAGUUUUGAACUUGUCAAAUGUGAGGACCCAGGAACCCCCCAGUUUGGCUACAAGGUUCAUGACGGAGGCCAUUUUGCAGGGAGCUCCGUGUCCUUCAGCUGUGACCCUGGGUACAGCCUGCGGGGCAGUGAGGAACUGCUGUGUCUGAGUGGAGAGCGCAGAACCUGGGACCGGCCACUCCCCACCUGUGUUGCUGAGUGUGGAGGGACAGCGAAAGGAGAGGCGUCGGGGCAGGUGCUGUCACCCGGGUAUCCAGCUCCCUAUGAGCACAAUCUCAACUGCAUCUGGACGAUCGAGGCUGACGCCGGCUGCACCAUUGGGCUCCACUUCCUGGUGUUCGACACGGAAGAGGUCCAUGACGUGCUGCGCAUCUGGGACGGGCCUGUGGAGAGUGGGGUUCUGCUCAAGGAGCUCAGCGGCCCGGCCCUGCCCAGGGACCUGCACAGCACCUUCAACUCGGUCGUCCUGCAGUUCAGCACCGACUUCUUCACCAGCAAGCAGGGCUUUGCCAUUCAGUUCUCAGUGUCCACAGCAACAUCGUGCAAUGACCCUGGGGUUCCACAGAAUGGGAGCCGGAGUGGCAACAGUUGGGAAGCCGGCGACUCCACGUUGUUCCAGUGUGACCCUGGCUAUGCCCUGCAGGGGAGCGCAGAGAUCAGCUGUGUGAAGAUUGAGAACAGGUUCUUCUGGCAGCCCAGCCCACCAACAUGCAUCGCUCCAUGCGGGGGAGACCUGACAGGACCAUCAGGAGUGAUCCUGUCUCCAAAUUACCCAGAGCCCUACCCACCAGGCAAGGAGUGCGACUGGAGGGUGACUGUCUCGCCAGACUACGUCAUCGCCCUGGUAUUUAACAUCUUUAACUUGGAGCCUGGCUAUGACUUCCUCCAUAUCUACGACGGACGGGACUCUCUCAGCCCUCUCAUAGGAAGCUUCUAUGGCUCCCAGCUCCCAGGCCGCAUUGAGAGCAGCAGCAACAGCCUCUUCCUCGCCUUCCGCAGCGACGCGUCAGUGAGCAAUGCUGGCUUCAUCAUCGACUACACAGAAAACCCACGAGAGUCGUGUUUCGAUCCUGGUUCGAUCAAGAACGGCACACGAGUGGGGUCUGACCUAAAGCUGGGCUCCUCCAUCACCUACUACUGCCAUGGGGGCUAUGAGGUUGAGGGCUCCUCGACCCUGAGCUGCAUCCUGGGGCCCGAUGGGAAGCCCGUGUGGAACAAUCCUCGGCCAGUGUGCACAGCCCCCUGUGGGGGACAAUAUGUGGGUUCAGAUGGAGUGGUCUUGUCUCCCAACUACCCCCAGAACUACACCAGUGGGCAGAUCUGCCUGUAUUUUGUCACCGUGCCCAAGGAUUAUGUUGUGUUUGGACAGUUCGCCUUCUUCCACACAGCCCUCAACGACGUGGUGGAGGUGCACGAUGGCCACAGCCAGCUCUCCCGUCUCCUCAGCUCCCUGUCGGGCACCCACACAGGAGAAUCAUUACCCUUGGCCACUUCCAAUCAAGUUCUCAUUAAGUUCAGUGCCAAAGGCCAAGUACCAGCCAGAGGCUUCCACUUUGUCUACCAAGCGGUGCCCCGAACCAGCGCCACGCAGUGCAGCUCUGUGCCGGAACCCCGCUAUGGAAAGAGGCUGGGAAGUGACUUCUCUGUGGGGGCCAUCGUCCGAUUUGAAUGCAACUCCGGCUAUGCUCUGCAGGGGUCCCCAGAAAUAGAGUGCCUCCCUGUUCCUGGGGCCUUGGCCCAGUGGAAUAUCUCAGCACCAACAUGUGUGGUGCCUUGUGGCGGCAACCUCACGGAGCGCAGGGGCACCAUCCUGUCCCCUGGCUUCCCGGAGCCCUACCUCAACAGCCUCAACUGCGUGUGGAAGAUCAUGGUCCCUGAAGGCGCCGGCAUCCAGAUUCAAGUCAUCAGUUUUGUCACAGAGCAGAACUGGGACUCCCUGGAAGUGUUUGAUGGUGCAGACAACACGGUGACCAUGCUGGGGAGUUUCUCAGGAACAACCGUGCCUGCCCUUCUGAACAGCACCUCCAACCAGCUCUACCUUCAUUUCUACUCAGAUAUCAGCGUGUCGGCAGCCGGCUUCCACUUGGAGUACAAAACGGUGGGCCUGAGCAGUUGUCCAGAACCUACCGUGCCCAGUAAUGGAGUGAAGACUGGCGAGCGCUACUUGGUGAAUGAUGUGGUUUCUUUCCAGUGUGAGCCGGGAUAUGCCCUCCAGGGCCACGCCCACAUCUCCUGCAUGCCUGGAACCGUCCGGCGCUGGAACUACCCACCUCCGCUCUGUAUUGCACAGUGUGGGGGAGCAGUGGAAGAGAUGGAGGGGGUGAUCCUGAGCCCCGGCUUCCCGGGCAACUACCCCAGCAACAUGGACUGUUCCUGGAAAAUAGCACUGCCAGUAGGCUUUGGAGCUCACAUCCAGUUCCUGAACUUCUCCACCGAGCCCAACCAUGACUUCAUAGAAAUCCGGAACGGCCCCUACGAGACCAGCCGCAUGAUGGGCAGAUUCAGUGGAAGUGAGCUUCCAAGUUCCCUGCUGUCCACGUCCCACGAGACCACCGUGUAUUUCCACAGCGACCACUCCCAGAACCGGCCAGGAUUCAAGCUGGAGUAUCAAGCCUAUGAACUUCAAGAGUGCCCAGACCCAGAGCCCUUUGCCAGUGGCAUUGUGAGAGGAGCUGGCUACAAUGUCGGACAAUCAGUGACCUUCGAGUGCCUUCCAGGAUAUCAACUGAUGGGCCAUCCUGUCCUCACAUGUCAACAUGGCACCAAUCGGAACUGGGACCACCCCCUGCCCAGGUGUGAAGUCCCCUGCGGUGGGAACAUCACCUCUUCCAAUGGCACUGUGUACUCCCCUGGAUUCCCCAGUCCAUACUCCAGUCCCCAAGACUGUGUCUGGCUGAUCACCGUGCCCAUUGGCCAUGGCAUCCGCCUCAACCUCAGCCUGCUGCAGACAGAGCCCUCUGGAGACUUCAUCACCGUCUGGGAUGGGCCACAGCAGACAGCUCCACAGCUUGGAGUUUUCACCAGGAACUUGGCCAAGAAAAUAUUGCAUAGCUCAACCAACCAGGUCCUGCUCAAGUUCCACCGUGAUGCGGCCACAGGUGGGAUCUUCGCCAUAGCCUUCUCUGCUUAUCCACUCACCAAAUGCCCUCCCCCCACCAUCCUCCCCAAUGCUGAAGUCGUCACAGAGAAUGAAGAAUUCAACAUAGGUGACAUCGUACGCUACAGGUGCCUCCCUGGCUUUACCUUGGUAGGGAAUGAAAUCCUGACCUGCAAACUCGGAACUUCCCUGCAGUUUGAAGGCCCACCCCCAAUAUGUGAAGUGCACUGCCCAACAAAUGAGCUUCUGACAGACUCCACAGGUGUGAUCCUGAGUCAGAGCUACCCUGGAAGCUAUCCCCAGUUCCAGACCUGCUCUUGGCUGGUGAGAGUGGAGCCCGAGUAUAACAUCUCCCUCACAGUGGAGUACUUUCUCAGUGAGAAGCAGUAUGAUGAGUUUGAGAUCUUUGAUGGCCCCUCAGGACAAAGUCCUCUGCUGAAAGCCCUCAGUGGCAAUUACUCAGCUCCCCUGAUUGUCACCAGCACCAGCAACUCUGUGUACCUGCGCUGGUCGUCUGACCACGCCUACAAUCGGAAGGGCUUUAAGAUUCGGUAUUCAGCUCCCUACUGCAGCCUGCCCAGGGCUCCACUCCAUGGCUUCCUCAUGGGCCAGACCAGCACCCAGCCUGGAGGUUCUAUCCACUUUGGCUGCAACUCCGGCUACCGCUUGGUGGGACACAGCAUGGCCAUUUGUACCCGGCACCCUCAGGGCUACCACCUGUGGAGCGAGGCCAUUCCUCUCUGUCAAGCUCUUUCCUGUGGGCUUCCUGAGGCUCCCAAGAAUGGGAUGGCGUUUGGCAAAGAAUACACAGUGGGGACCAAGGCUGUGUACAGCUGCAGCGAAGGCUACCACCUCCAGGCAGGUGCCGAGGCCACAGCAGAGUGUCUGGAGACAGGCCAAUGGAGCAACCACAACGUCCCCCCUCAGUGUGUCCCGGUGACCUGCCCCGAUAUCAGCAGCGUCAGUGUGGACCACGGCCGGUGGAGGCUCAUCUUUGAGACGCAGUACCAGUUCCAGGCCCAGCUGAUGCUCAUCUGCGAUCCCGGUUAUUACUACACUGGCCAAAGGGUCAUCCGCUGUCAGGCCAAUGGCAAAUGGAGCCUUGGGAACUCUAUGCCCACCUGCCAGAUCAUCUCCUGUGGAGAGCUCCCCGUCCCACCCAAUGGGCACCGCAUAGGAACACUGUCCGACUAUGGGGCAACCGCCAUCUUCUCCUGCAAUUCCGGAUACACGCUUGUGGGCUCCAGGGUGCGCGAGUGCAUGGCCAAUGGGCUCUGGAGUGGCUCUGAAGUCCGCUGCCUCGCUGGACACUGUGGGACUCCUGAGCCCAUCGUCAAUGGACAAAUCAAUGGGGAGAACUACAGCUACCGGGGCAGCGUGGUGUACCAGUGCAAUGCUGGCUUCCGGCUCAUCGGCAUGUCUGUGCGCAUCUGCCAGCAGGAUCAUCACUGGUCGGGCAAGACCCCUUUCUGUGUGCCAAUUACCUGCGGACACCCAGGCAACCCGAUCAAUGGCCUGACUCAGGGCACCCAGUUUAAUCUCAACGAUGUGGUCAAGUUUGUUUGCAACCCUGGCUAUGUGUCUGAGGGGGCUGCUAGGUCCCAGUGCCUGGCCAACGGGCAGUGGAGUGACAUGCUGCCCACCUGCAGAAUCAUCAACUGUACAGAUCCUGGGCACCAAGAAAACAGCGUUCGUCAAGUCCAUGCCAGCAGCCCACACAGGCUCAGUUACGGCACCACUGUGUCUUACCAGUGCCGCCACGGUUUCUACCUCCUAGGCACCCCGGUGCUCAGCUGCCAGGGAGACGGCACAUGGGACCGUCCCCGCCCCCAGUGUCUCUUGGUGUCCUGUGGCCAUCCGGGCUCCCCACCUCAUUCCCAGAUGUCCGGGGACAACUAUACCGUGGGGGCGGUCGUGCGUUACAGUUGCACCGGCAAGCGGACCCUGGUGGGAAACGCCACCCGCAUGUGUGGGCUGGAUGGACACUGGACAGGCUCCCUGCCCCACUGCUCAGGAACCAGCGUGGGAAUUUGUGGUGAUCCUGGGAUCCCGGCCCAUGGCAUCCGUUUGGGGGAUAGCUUUGCCCCAGGAAGUCUGAUGCGCUUUAGCUGUGAAGCUGGCCAUGCUCUCCGGGGAUCGUCAGAGCGAACCUGCCAAGCCAACGGCUCAUGGAGCGGCACACAGCCUGAGUGUGGAGUGAUCUCUUGUGGGAACCCUGGGACUCCAAGCAAUGCCCGAGUCAUGUUCAGUGAUGGCCUGGUUUUCUCCAGCUCCAUUGUCUAUGAGUGUCGGGAAGGCUACUACGCCUCAGGCCUGCUCAGCCGGCACUGCUCGGUCAACGGCACCUGGACAGGCAGCGACCCAGAAUGCAUAGUUAUCAACUGUGGUGACCCUGGAAUUCCAGCCAAUGGCCUCCGGCUGGGCAAUGACUUCAGGUAUAACAAAACUGUGACCUACCAGUGCGUCCCUGGCUACAUGAUGGAGUCACACAGAGUGUCUGUGCUGAGCUGCACCAAGGACCGGACAUGGAAUGGUACCAAGCCAAUCUGCAAAGCCAUCAUGUGCAAGCCACCUCAGCUCAUCCCCAACGGGAAGGUGGUGGGGUCCGAAUUCGUGUGGGGCUCCAGUGUGACGUAUGCCUGCCUGGAGGGCUACCAGCUCUCCCUGCCCGCAGUGCUCACCUGUGAGGGAAACGGAUCCUGGACCGGAGAGCUGCCUCAGUGUUUCCCUGUGUUCUGCGGAGAUCCUGGUGUCCCACCCCAUGGGAGGAGAGAGGACCGAGGCUUCUCUUACAGGUCAUCUGUCUCCUUCUCCUGCCAGCCCCCUCUGGUGCUGGUGGGCUCUCCACGGCGCUUCUGCCAGUCGGAUGGGACGUGGAGUGGCACCCAGCCCAGCUGCAUAGACCCCACGCUGACCAUGUGUGCAGACCCCGGCAUGCCGCAGUUUGGGAUACAGAACAAUUCCCAGGGCUACCAGGUUGGAAGCACAGUGCUCUUCCGCUGUCAGAAAGGUUACCUGCUUCAGGGCUCCACCACCAGGACCUGCCUCCCCAACCUGACCUGGAGCGGAACCCCGCCCGACUGUGUCCCCCAUCACUGCAAACAGCCAGAGACGCCAACCCAUGCCAAUGUCGGGGCUCUGGACUUGCCGUCCAUGGGCUACACACUCAUCUACUCCUGCCAGGAGGGCUUCUCCCUCAAGGGUGGCUCCGAGCACCGCACCUGCAAAGCAGACGGCAGCUGGACAGGCAAACCACCCAUCUGCCUGGCAGAGGUCCGGCCCAGUGGAAGACCCAUCAACACUGCCCGGGAGCCACCACUCACCCAAGCCUCAGUUCCUGGGGAUGUUUUUGCCAAGAACUCCCUAUGGAAAGGGGCCUAUGAGUACCAGGGGAAGAAGCAGCCAGCCAUGCUCAGAGUGACUGGCUUCCAGGUUGUCAACAGCAAGGUCAAUGCCACCAUGAUUGACCACAGCGGCGUGGAGUUGCACUUGGCUGGAAUUUACAAGAAAGAAGAUUUCCAUCUCCUACUCCAGGUUCAUCAGAUCACAGGGCCUGUGGAGAUCUUUGUGAAUAAAUUCAAAGAUGAUCACUGGGCUUUAGAUGGACAUGUCUCCUCAGAGUCCUCCGGGGGCACCUUCAUCUACCAGGGCUCCGUCAAGGGCCACGGCUUUGGGCAGUUCGGCUUUCAAAGACUUGACCUCAGGCUGCUGGAAUCAGACCCCGAGUCCAUCGGCCGCCACUUUGCUUCCAACAGCAGCUCGGUGGCAGCCGCCAUCCUGGUGCCUUUCAUCGCCCUCAUUAUUGCAGGCUUUGUGCUCUAUCUCUACAAACACAGGAGAAGACCCAAAGUUCCGUUCAAUGGCUAUGCUGGCCACGAGAACACAAAUGUCAGGGCCACAUUUGAGAACCCGAUGUACGACCGCAACAUCCAGCCCACAGACAUCAUGGCCACCGAGGCGGAGUUCACAGUCAGCACGGUGUGUACAGCGGUAUAGCCACCAGGCCUGGCUGCCACCGCCACCACCACCGAGAGCCCCGCCGCCAGCAGCCGUUCUCCAGGGGACAGAAGUACACUCCCCUGAGUACAGUGCCCAGGGCCCAUCUUCGUCUGUCCCUCCGCCCGAAUUUGCUACUGCUGGAACUUGGGCCCUCGCCCCGCCGCCAUCUGCACCCGCCACCCUGGAGAGAAGUUCCACUGUGCCCGACGUGGGGCCGAAAAGGAAGAGGGGCUGCAGACGGAGGAAGGAAGCUGAUGGAUUUAAAAUAACAGAGCACCUUGUGGAUGUGCGCAUGUGGGUGCGGGGGGGCCUGAGUGCGCACACACACACACCCCUUCUUCAUUGGAGUCUAUGGAAGAGCUUAAAAAAGAGAAAUGGGUGUGAAAGAGGCCCCAUGCUUUUCUCCCCACCAGCACAGAGAAAUGGUGAAGAAGAGGAGGCACCAACAGCCCCACCCAGCUUGUCAGGUCUCAGAGAGCGUGCUAUCAGGAUGCGUCCAGUGGUCAAUGCGCAGAGACCGGCCCUCUGCAAAUGCACGGUCCCACCUGCAGGGUAACAGCAAGGACUACCCCAAGGGCAGAAGAACAUCAUAAGAAAUAGUUUGGAAAUCAGUUUCUUUAUUUUUUUCCAACAUAAUUUUAUUGCAUUCUAAAUCCAGUGAAUUAAAAAUUCGUUCUGGGCCCCAGGCAGCGCUGCAAAAGAAGGGUGGGUCAGGGGUGCUAAGGACAGGAAUCUGGCUGUGAGCUCAAGGACAAGUCUGGCUGUCGGCUGACAAGAAAGAAAAACAAGUCUGUGUCCCAGAUGGGGAUACCAAGUCUGCAGGCAUUGGUGAGGUGCUGGAAAGGACGGGAGAGCAAGCCUACCCCAGUGUCCAAAACAUAAAUGGCUACCUGUAUAGAGUUCCUUCUCUGUUCCUGACACUUUCGGUGUAUCAUUUCUAGACCUACAACACCCCAAAGAAUAAGAAUUAUUAUCCCCAUUGUAUAGAUGAGAAAAUAGAAGCCCAUAAAAGUAACGAUAUGUAAGCCACAGUUAGUAAGUGUGGAUGCAAACCCAGAUGGCCCUCACACCACCGGCUGCCAGAAACCCAGGUCUAGAAAGGACACUGAUGAUGGGGAGUAGCAGGUGUGUCUCUACAGUAGAACUGUGGCCAGGACUGGUGGGCCAGGCAGGGGAUGCGUAUGUCCUGUCUGGGUUCUGUUCCCUCCACCUGGGCAGCAUCAGGGUGAAAACCCCAGUACCUGCCCCCUGAACCUGGUGUUGGCCCCUUGGCUCCCAGCAGCCCUUUGCCACAGCAAAGAAAGGACCUGCGAGUUCCUGAACGAAAGGAUGGCGUGGAUGAAAGUCAUAUUCUCUCGAGCUCCUUGCAAGUGGGUUUGGUUUAUUUUGAGUUUCACUGUGCUUGGGUCACUAAUAAAUUCUAUAUAAGUAUUGUUGAGAAGCUAACAAGUUUAAGAAUCAAACUAUGACAUUUAGAGCCACUUUCUCUGUCCUUGGGAAGGUCCCCAUGGGCUUACGCACGUGUGCAUGUGUGACAUGCUGGCCCCAGAUGUUCAUAGCACAUAUUGAAAUGACAAAUAGAAUUGUAGGGGAAUGGGGUGGCAGGGACACCUGCUUCUUAAGCAAGUUCUGGGUUAGAACAAUGACAAUAUCUAACUAAGGUUACGAUUGGCUGGCGUAAAAUGAGAAGUGAAUUUCCAGCAGAUACAACUGGGACUGGCAAUGGCAGGGGCCCUGCGCUGCCCACACCUGCUCUGGGUCACAGCAUCCCGGGGCUUGCGGGAGAGGACCAAUCCAGACAAACGCACAUGCUCACCUCUCUUUCCCUGGAAACAAAUGCAGGAAGCUCUUUGGCUGCUCCCUUCUCCUUCCUUACAUUCCUCUCAGACCAACCAGUGGACUCCUCCUCCAGCCCUGCCUCUGCCCCUCUCCUGUGUCCCCUUGUGAAGUCCCAGGAGACGCCGCAGGAGCACAGGCUGGUGAGGUGUCUGGUGUUCUGUGCAUUGCCCUUCCCACCUCUGGCAUUUUCCCUCCACUCCCAGAGGCUCGGAAGGGACCAGGACAGACUAGGCCCUCCACCCACCCUUCAUAUCACACACACCCAUCGCCAUCCCAUGAGGAAAAAAAAAAAAA
Hipposideros armiger (great roundleaf bat) is the source of this 13009-nucleotide messenger RNA. RefSeq names its product CUB and Sushi multiple domains 2 (gene CSMD2). The record is from RefSeq and is a predicted model, not a curated record. Bases 125 to 10873 code for a protein of 3582 amino acids. The transcript has 70 exons. Lineage: Eukaryota; Metazoa; Chordata; Mammalia; Chiroptera; Hipposideridae.